Messenger RNA from Lodderomyces theae, 1170 nucleotides. It is a transcript of the gene PCD1, whose product is annotated as 8-oxo-dGTP diphosphatase. Gene Ontology annotation, molecular function: coenzyme A diphosphatase activity; acetyl-CoA hydrolase activity. Gene Ontology annotation, biological process: coenzyme A catabolic process. NCBI's taxonomy places the organism in Eukaryota, Fungi, Ascomycota, Pichiomycetes, Serinales, Debaryomycetaceae. The transcript has a single exon. The record is from RefSeq and is a predicted model, not a curated record. The coding region runs from base 1 to 1170 and encodes 389 amino acids.
AUGGGUCAAGAGCAAGAGCUUAUUGCCAGCCUUCGUGAUUAUGUGGCGCCAGCUUAUCGCGGCAGCAACACCUCGGUAUGGCAUCGUGUCCCGAUAACAAGAAGGUCAGCAGUGUUUAUUCUACUCUUUUUAGGCAACAUGGGGGAGCUAAGGGUGCUUCUAACUAAAAGAUCAUCCAAGUUGAGGAACUUCCCGGGCCAUGUGGCGUUACCCGGUGGUAAAGCAGACAACGGACUCGAAUCGGAAUGGAUGGUUAGCCGAAGGGAAAUGCACGAAGAGAUUGGAUUGUCUUCCGAUGAUGAAUCGUUGGCGAAAUUGGGUAUCAGUAUAGAGCAUGUUGCACUAUUACCUAGUUAUCUAUCGAGGACAUUUUCCUGUGUUAGACCAUGUGUUGGGUUUAUGAAGUUUAGUAAUGAGGGCGAUGUCGAAGCUACAAUUUCGUCAAAGUUGAAUCUUGUCUUGAACCCCGGUGAAAGUUCUUCGAUAUUUUCAUGUCCAUUAAAAGACUUUCUAUAUCCAGCAGUUGACGAAUCAGCAAGGGAAGCUUUGGAAAGGGUGUCAUAUCAUAUGAAGUGGGGAGGUAUUCCUUGGGCUUUACGGUCAUAUACAUUCCUACAAAAGAAUCCAAAUGAGGUCGAAUGGCUAAAACAUAUCAAGGAUCUAUCGGCACUGGAAGAUGAUGAGUUGGGGGAGGAGUUGGAUAUGUCAGACAAGGGAAGAAUUACACCUCCAAACACAACUCCCUUGAGGUCGACGUCUCCUACCAGAGCCAGAUCAAGAUCACCAAUACGGAGUAGUACCUCACUCCAACCAAAAGAUAGAAAAAAGAAACCCGACUUGUCCUCAUGGGGCAGACUAGGAUCUCGAACAGAUGAAGACACGAAUGAAAAAAUAUACGACGUUUGGGGACUCACUGCCAAUAUUCUUCACGACUUGAGUGAGAUAGUGUAUGCUAGAGAUAGAAUUGGCAAGAGGCAUAUUGGAGAAGAAGAAAUGAUAAACAGCCUAUAUGAGUUUGGCCACCUUAUGCGACAAAAGGAACGAAGCGAUGCCGAAGUCAAAUUGAUCCAUUCAUCAAACACACCAGGUUCGAAUGAGUCUGAAUUUGGAUUCAAUCUGGUUUUACCUCUGGAAGAAUUCAAUAGAUUGAAAAAGUUAUAUAAAUUGUAA